Messenger RNA from Eutrema salsugineum, 724 nucleotides. RefSeq names its product calvin cycle protein CP12-3, chloroplastic. The record is from RefSeq and is a predicted model, not a curated record. The coding region runs from base 175 to 564 and encodes 129 amino acids. The transcript has a single exon. Lineage: Eukaryota; Viridiplantae; Streptophyta; Magnoliopsida; Brassicales; Brassicaceae. Gene Ontology annotation, cellular component: chloroplast. Gene Ontology annotation, biological process: negative regulation of reductive pentose-phosphate cycle.
AGAAAAAAGAAGGAAAAAAAAAGCAAACCCAACUGUUUAAUAAUAAAUGAUGGCAAAUAGAACAACGAAUGUUCUAGGGCCUCUUUGUAGUUUAAUAACCCAAGGCCCAAAUCAAUUAUUUCGUAAAACGAACAAAAACUUUGAGAAAGAAAACGAGACACAAGAUUCACAUAGAUGAUUUCGGCGACGGCGAGCCACGGGCGAGUGCUGCUUCCGUCACUGCCGGGACCGUCGAUCUCAACGGGAUCGACGGUUCUACGCCUAAGACAAACAGUGCCGAGGCGAUUCAGGCUUACAACGGCGGCGACGGCGAAGUACAAGGGGACGAAGAUGAGGGAGGAGAAGUUAUCGGAGAUGAUAGAGAAGAAAGUGAAGGAAGCAACGGAGGUUUGCGAAGGAGACGAGAGAUCGGAGGAGUGUAGAGUGGCGUGGGACGAAGUUGAAGAGGUUAGCCAGGCGAAAGCAGAUCUAAGGAUCAAGCUCAAGCUGCUUAACCAGGAUCCGCUCGAGAGUUUCUGCCAGGAGAAUCCUGAAACCGACGAGUGUCGAAUCUACGAAGAUUGAGAAUGAAAUCUCGAGAGUUUUAAUGAUUGUACGUUCCCUUUUCGUAGAAAUCAAAUCUUAUUUUUAGGCAUUAGAAAGGUUAUUACUAAGAAACAAUCAGCUGUCUUCUGUAGCUAAAUCAGUAAAAUUACAGAGGACCUGAAACAUAUGUUUAAAAUCU